Molecule: messenger RNA, 216 nt
Organism: Cooperia oncophora
Lineage: Eukaryota; Metazoa; Nematoda; Chromadorea; Rhabditida; Trichostrongylidae
Source: the annotation of a GenBank genome assembly
GUCGGCUUGGCAUUCCUUGCUGGAGUCGUUGCUGCACUAAUCCUGAUUCCUCUCAAUAAAUGCAUCACGAAUAGCAUUGGACGAAUGUCGGUGAAACUGAUGCAUUGUAAAGACCAGCGAGUAAAGGUAGUUCGUGAAACAAUGGAGGGCAUCCGAGCUGUAAAAUCAUCUGCAUGGGAGGCCUUCUUCGAGGAGAAAGAUAAACAAACUCCGUGA